AUGUUAGUCGACAUUCAACCAGAUCCUCCAUUUUAUGCGUUGACGGAAGACGAUCAAGCUGCGCUGGUCGUUGUUGCCUCGCUGAUCUUCCUCAUUUACGCCAUCGUCGGAAUAUCUCUGAAGCUUAUCAUUCGUCUCAACAUCACUUCUUUGAAGAGUCACGAUGUAAUACUAUUAGUCGCGACCGGAUUACUUCUCUCACAGACAGUCUGCAUCAUUAUUGCUUGCAACCACGGACUAGGCCAUCAUCAAGAUGUAGUAGAGCCUUAUGAUCUCGAGGCAUUUCACAAGCUGUUCUACGCUUCCUCCAUACUUGCGAUUGCGAUUGCCGCUAGCACAAAAUUUUCGCUAUGCCUCCUCAUUCACUCCAUCAAUAAUCACGGACGACUGAAUCUUGCAAACAAGGUCCUCUUCGGUACCAUCGUGGCUUGGGGCAUCUCCGGAAUAUUCACUACGGCCUUUCAAUGCUCCCUACCGCAGCCGUGGCUUGCCAUUGCUGAUGAGAAGUGCCCAGUCCGAGAGGGAAUUUUCCUCUACAACGGCGUGAUGGACAUUUUUACGGAUGUUUGUCUAUGUCUGCUACCCGUCGCCAUGAUGUGGAAAGUGCAGACUACGUUGAAGAGAAAGAUGAUGGUAAUUGCUCUAUUCACCACUCGCAUCAUCGUUCCCAUAAUCACGAUUCCGAGAUUAAUUUACACACAGAACUUGGUGACGGACUACAAUAACGCAACAUGGAAUGCGGUCCAUCACUUUAUCUGGUUAUAA
Messenger RNA from Colletotrichum acutatum, 765 nucleotides. RefSeq lists its product as uncharacterized. The record is from RefSeq and is a predicted model, not a curated record. Bases 1 to 765 code for a protein of 254 amino acids. Lineage: Eukaryota; Fungi; Ascomycota; Sordariomycetes; Glomerellales; Glomerellaceae. The transcript is spliced from 3 exons.